Messenger RNA from Chelonus insularis, 961 nucleotides. RefSeq names its product gonadal protein gdl (gene gdl). Bases 317 to 844 code for a protein of 175 amino acids. NCBI's taxonomy places the organism in Eukaryota, Metazoa, Arthropoda, Insecta, Hymenoptera, Braconidae. The record is from RefSeq and is a predicted model, not a curated record. The transcript has a single exon.
UCUACAUUACUUUUUCGCGUAAUUAUUCCAUUCAAAAUGAGAGGCAAAUAAUAUUUUUAAAAAAAGACGGGGUCACUCGGAAGAUACUUUUACUGCCAUCUUUCAAUCAAUUACAAAAACAAAAACAAAAUGUCUGCUCUGCUAAAUAAAAAAAUAAACAGGGAGAAAUGCAGUUUUCGUUUCAGUAUUUGUGAACAUUGGUAUUCGCUGAUAAAAUGACAGAGUUAGUAGUGUAUAAUAAAAAUCAUUUAGUUUUUAUUAAAUAGAUUUUACAUGAAAGUUAAGAAGUGAUCAUAAAUUUCUCUAAACAACUACAAUGGAAGUGACCGAUCCAAGUCCACAAGAUCUCCAACGAAAAUUAUAUUUCUUGGUGGAACAACUCCAAAAUAUGGCUGGUGCUUUGCCUCCAAAAUAUCAAAUGCGGCUUCCUUAUGAAUUACUUUCUGGCUUAGCAAAUUCAUUACUAAAUGACACAAUAUUCGAAAUAGUUAAAGGUCUAAUGGAGAUCCAACAUGUUACAGAAAAACAUUUGUUUCAACAACGAUUGCAGUUGAUAAAUCAGCAUAAUAUUCAAAUUCAGGAAGCUAUAUCUUCAUUCAGUAAUGAUCCAGAAAAAUUAGCAGAAAUAAAAGCUGCUUUAGAUGUAAAACAUAAACAAGAAUUAAAACAAACUGAUAUGAGAUUGGUGCAACAAUUGGAUCAAAAAGUAGCUGACCAACAGAGUAUUUUGGAGAAAGCAGGUGUUCCUGGUUUUUAUGUAACAAAUAAUCCAAUUGAGAUUCAAGUACAAAUGAGACUAUGUGAUUUUAUUAUUAGACUAAGCAAAAUGGAAAUUCCUAGUUAAUUAAUUAAAACAUUUUAUUACAUGAAAACUACACAAAAAAUAUAUUUUUAAACCAAAAUGAAUUUGAAUAAGAAUAAUUAUUUGUGCAGUUUUAAUGAUUAAUAUUUUACAUAUUUA